Messenger RNA from Anastrepha ludens (Mexican fruit fly), 1475 nucleotides. It is a transcript of the gene Had1, whose product is annotated as lambda-crystallin homolog. Gene Ontology annotation, molecular function: oxidoreductase activity, acting on the CH-OH group of donors, NAD or NADP as acceptor; NAD+ binding. Lineage: Eukaryota; Metazoa; Arthropoda; Insecta; Diptera; Tephritidae. The record is from RefSeq and is a predicted model, not a curated record. Gene Ontology annotation, biological process: fatty acid metabolic process. The coding region runs from base 143 to 1087 and encodes 314 amino acids. The transcript is spliced from 3 exons.
AGUCGCUCUCCAACCAAUAGCGCACGUCAGACUCGCACUACAGGUCUAACAACUGACAGCGACCGCCAGUGUUCAUCGCUACUAAUACAAAUAGCGUUCAGUGAUAAAUUAAAUUGUGUUUAAGUGCUUAACUAAAUAAAUAAUGGCAAGUAAAGGCAAAGUGGGCAUUGUGGGCAGUGGCCUAAUUGGACGUUCUUGGUCGAUGUUAUUCGCCUCGGUUGGCUACCAAGUUGUCCUCUACGAUAGCGUUCCCGCACAAAUCGAAAAUGCAUUGAAGGAAACCGAAAAGGAACUUAAAUCCUUGGAAUCGAAAGGAUUGCUGCGUGGCAAACUUAAUGCCAGCGAACAGUUCGCACUUAUUUCGGGUACAACUGAUAUAAAAGAGAUGGUAAAGGGUGCCAUUUUCAUACAGGAAUGCAUACCAGAACGUUUGGAUUGGAAGCAGGCACUCUACAAGCAAUUAGAUGAAAUUGUCGAUGAGCAAACCAUACUGUCCAGCUCGACAAGCACCUUCCUGCCAUCGCUGUUCUCCAAAGAUCUCAAGCAUCGGUCAAACAUAAUCGUCUCCCACCCCGUCAAUCCACCUUACUAUGUGCCUCUAGUGGAGGUAGUGCCCGCACCAUGGACAAAACCCGAGGUGAUGAAAAAGACACGCGCCAUUAUGGAAGAAAUCGGCCAAAAGCCCGUAGUUCUAAGCCGUGAAAUCGAAGGAUUCGUACUUAACCGCAUUCAAUAUGCCAUACUGAACGAAACCUGGCGUUUGGUCCAAAGCGGCAUUGUCGAUGUUAAGGACGUGGAUAGUGUAAUGUCGGAUGGUUUGGGUAUGCGUUAUGCCUUUUUGGGACCACUUGAAACGGCGCAUUUGAAUGCUGAAGGUAUGACCAAUUACUUCGAACGCUACACGAAUACCAUCUAUGCAGUGAGUGAAACGAUGGGUCCGACACCGAAGAUGGAAGGCCCAACAGCUGUGGAGAUUGCCAAGCAAUUGGAGCAGAUGGUGCCGUUAGAUAAGUUGCAGGAGCGACGAAAUUAUCGCGAUAAUUGUUUAACACAGUUGAGCAUUCUGAAGAAGAAAUUAAAUGAAUAGAAGUGAGGAAAAUCUGAAAAAAUAAUGGCAUCGUUACGAUUCCAGUAGUAAAAAUUAUGUAAAUAUUUCUUAAUGAAAAGCUUGAGGACGAUAUUUUAUGGUAACUUUGAUUACAUUUAUUUGAAUUGUAAACUCAUUUAACAGUUUUAUUUUAAUUCAAUUUAAAUACAAACACAUUUGUGUACAUAUAUUUAUGCAUGUAAAUUUAAUGGCUUACAAAAAAUGCUAUUUAUUAUGAUGUAUGGUAUUUAUCGUAUGUAUAUCAUGAGCUUUCAUACGUUAAAACAAUUAUUUUUAUGCGCUUAAAAUAAGGGAGCUUUUCUAAUACGUUUUUUGUGCUCCACUCUCCAAGAAUGUAAAGCAUUUAAUUAUUUUUGUAUAAAUAAAU